UCUAAAUGGUGACGUCCCAUAUGGCCUUUGUAGCGUUUCCUUCCUUCAUUUCAAUUUGUGAAAAAUUCAUCACAAUUUUACCAGUUCUAUGAAUUACUAAAUUUUCAAUAUUUACAUCAUAUAAAAUAUUAUAGGUACUACCACCUUGAUCCGGUAAUUAUAACGCCAUGCCCCCCAAAACCCAGCCACGUCAGGACCCCAGGAUAGCUCCGAAGGAGAUGAUAGUCACACGGAGGAAGUCAGCCUUGCAGAAGAGACAGCUCCGAGAGAAAGACAGGAGUAUGAAGAACAUCACUCAACUGCUGAAAUCUCCUACGAAGAACUCACAAUCUCCCAAGAAGCAGAAAAUGGCGCCAAAAGGUAAAAUAAAUAAAAAGUUACUGCAAGAAUUACUUCCGCCCGCCGAGGUGGAAUUGAAACCUGUAAAACGGAGACCAAAAGUGAAGGAGCGUGUUUGGUUGAAACCAAAACCUAACUUCAAAAUGGUAGCCAAGACUAACAAGAGGAAGCUAUGCACUCCACGUAGAGAGUUGGAUCCCGGUUGUUCCCAAGUGGAACACGUUCAAUGUGAUUCCUCGGACAUAUUACAGCUGAUUGAGGACACUGAGUCCCUGGAUGAAGAGGAUUUCCUGGAGAUCCUGACCUGCCCCAGUCCGGUCUGGUGGGAGGAGCCGCGUGACCCCUCCUACUGUGAAAAACCCAUUUUUGUCCCGACACCAAGUCAAGCAACAGAUAAUUCUACUGAAAAUACAAUCGAUAAAAUAAUAAGUAAUAAAACUAUUAAAGAUUUAGAUCAGAAAGUUGUCAAAAAGAGGAAAAAGCUAGAAAACAUUUUGGGUAAUAUUAAAAGUAAGAGAAAGUUUGAACACGAUGCUGGUGAUCAUAAAAGCGAUACUUUAGACAUUGAUUUGCUUAAUGAUGAAAUGCUUAGAAAUUUAGAAGCGAUUCAUAUACCCAUAGAACCUAGUCAUGAUGCAGUUGAAUUGAAAAAAGUCAAAAUUGAAAAAGAAAAUGAAGUGUCCAUUAAAAAUAAUAGUUCACAUUCGGAUGAAGUCAAACUUGAAAUGGUUCCUAGUCAUAUUGCGCAAAAUGAAUUAGAUACUAAAAUUAAUGAAGAUCAAAAUGUAGCAGUUAAAAAAAUAACUUCCAAAUCAGAUCGAAAUGAAUUGAAAGAUUUAAAAGUGCCGGAUAUUUUGCCACCUCUGCAAAGGAAUCCUAUGCAUACAACGUCAGUUUUGGAUAAAAUCGUUAUAAAUAGCAAUUUAAUGUCCAAAGAUGCAGAGAAAAUAAAUGUUAAAUUCAAAAUGGAUUCGGCUAUUGAAAGGGAAAAUUCAACAGUCACCUCUCCUUUCUUUGAGAAAUCCAAAGAUGAUGACACGAUAUCAGACACUAACAUCAAAUUCAUUGACAAAGUAGAAGAUCAAGAGUUAGACGACACCUCGCAAAUUAUUUUGGACAAAAUCAAGAAGUUUUUCCACGAGAAGAAAGUGAAUAAGAAGGAAUACAUAACAGUGUAUAGAAUCGUCGAUAAAGAGGAAAAACAAGAAUUGAAGAAUGAUGAUCAAAGUAAAAUCAACUAUUUUUACAAGAAAUGUAAAAACUUUAGGAAGAAAUGUGAUAAUGUUGACACAAGCAAAAGUAAUUCUGGUAAAACUUUAGCGUUGGCCAACAGUAAUAUGAAAUAUUGCUUGAAUUGUUCAUCAAUUUUCGAAACGAAAGAAUGCCACUAUUGUGCGGCGAUGUCUGAACCAAGAGAGUGCGUGUGCGACAAAUCGCAGGAUAAUCGCAGCGAUUUGUCGUGCGACAAUUGUGAUAGGAGUGAAUGAAUUGUUAUUUGUUCGAAUAAAUGAAGUGUUAUUUGUAAA
Molecule: messenger RNA, 1865 nt
Organism: Amyelois transitella
Lineage: Eukaryota; Metazoa; Arthropoda; Insecta; Lepidoptera; Pyralidae
Product: putative leucine-rich repeat-containing protein DDB_G0290503
Exons: 5
Coding region: 168-1826 (552 amino acids)
Source: RefSeq, a predicted model, not a curated record